AUGGAGAAAAUAUCUUUGUACGAUCCCGAAACAGACACCUCAGUGGAAGUGUUAUUGUCCAAAGAAGAUGCCACUCGUGUACAAACAGAUAUGGAGUUUGCAACUCUCCUAAUGAAUUCAGCUCUACAAGAACAACGGGCUGUAUCCACUGUAUCUGUCGCAGAGCAGAAUAUGGAAACUCAGAAUGCAGAACCAGACGAACCUGAUGAACAAAAGAAAUGUAUUGCUACUAAUGAGGUGGAAAGCGAAGCAGACGAAGGUUCUCUUUAUCGGUGGUCAGCACCAUGUAUUUUAUUACUUUUGGAGACAUACAGGGACAUGGAAGAUAAAUUUAGUAAUGGGAAAUAUUCUCAAAAGAAAUGCUGGGAGAUUGUGUCGAAGACACUGAAAGAGAAUCUCUACAUUGCCACCGGUCCUCAAUGUGCUGCAAAGCUACGCAGCUUGAAAAAAACCUAUAAAGCCAUAAAAGACCAUAAUAAUAAGUCUGGAAAUGACCGAAAGACUUGGCAAUAUUUUAAUAUCAUGGAUGACAUAUUUUCAAAAAAGGCAUGGUGCAUGCCUGUAGCUGUGGCAUCAUCUUCGGGAAUAUCCCUGGUUAAUGGUGUUAGUGAUCAAAAAUCACAUAGUUCCAUAACACCUGGUCCUUCAAAUUCUGGCAAAAUUUCUGCCACAACCCUUCUUCAAAAGAGGAUGAAGCAGAAAGAGCAACAUGAAGAUGCAAAACAAAAGCGCCACAAUGAAAAAAUAAAAAUGGAUCAACAACUCCUUGAUAUUUUACAAAAGUUUGUUGAAAAAGAAAAGUGAUAUUGAUGAAGUGAUGAAGAAUAAAAGUUUCAGUUUGUGUUUUUGUAGAAGAUAAUUUUAUUUUGUCUUUUUUUCACAGUAUAGUUUUUG
Molecule: messenger RNA, 894 nt
Organism: Phaedon cochleariae (mustard beetle)
Lineage: Eukaryota; Metazoa; Arthropoda; Insecta; Coleoptera; Chrysomelidae
Source: the annotation of a GenBank genome assembly